This is a messenger RNA of Aspergillus affinis, 8835 nucleotides long. Its product is annotated as putative TFIIIC transcription initiation factor complex subunits Tfc3. Gene Ontology annotation, molecular function: protein binding; DNA binding. The record is from RefSeq and is a predicted model, not a curated record. NCBI's taxonomy places the organism in Eukaryota, Fungi, Ascomycota, Eurotiomycetes, Eurotiales, Aspergillaceae. Gene Ontology annotation, cellular component: transcription factor TFIIIC complex. The coding region runs from base 1 to 8835 and encodes 2944 amino acids. The transcript has 6 exons. Gene Ontology annotation, biological process: 5S class rRNA transcription by RNA polymerase III; transcription initiation at RNA polymerase III promoter.
AUGGCCCCUAGCUUACGAGAUUUGAUUGAUUUCCUACUGGCGGAGAUUGCGCUCUGCGGUGAUCAAGGCGCGACUCCGGCAGACAUCUUGAAGUCUGUUAACACAUUUUAUGAGAAGGCGGCGCAAGAUGCAUCCGAGCGCCAUCAUAGCGUCGAUCGACGGUUCCAGGAGAAGGUGUGGUCAUGGCUGACGAGAAACCCAGAAGUCUCGGUUGGCAACGAUAGAGAGGGGAAUCACCUGACUCUGGACGAGGCGGAGGGUCGUGGGCAAAUCAACCAGGAGACCGAAGAAGCAUCCCCGUCAUCAUCUCGAGAUGCGGUUCGAGUCUUUGUUUCGGAAGAAAGAACUUGGCUUGCGAUCACCGGUCAUGAGCGAGACGACACCAGGGUCUUUUCGACCGAGUUUGCUCUCUUGUCCAUCAUCGCAGCGCGCAGGGAGAAAGGUAUCUUUCAGACGGACCUCGUCAAACUCAGUGGCCAAGACAAGCGGUCGGUUCCGAAGCGGACGGAAUUACUCCAUCAAAAAGGCUACAUUGAUAAGCGUGCGGUUCAGUUCAAAUCCGUUCGGACGAGUCUAUGUACUUUGCGGAAGUUCGUGACCACCGAUGUGUCUCCACUCGACGCAGCUGCUGCAGGACAGCAAUCGAACGGACAACCGCAAGCUUCGCAGGUGGUGGACUACAAGGAAUUUACCGAAAACCUUUUUGGGAUUCUCGAGGAGUAUAAAAUCAUCGGUCGUAAUGAUUUGAAGAACAUUCUCGGCUUCGCCGACCGGUGGCGAUGGAGGAUUCUUUCGCGCGCUUUGCGCAAGUGUGAGCGCCUGGGUCUUCUCAAGCGAGUCAAGGCUUUGACCCAAUAUGCCGAUACCUUCAACAAAUACCAUCCUUGUGUCCUGCUUAUACGUCAUCCUACGAAGCGAGAAUUUGAAAUGUUGAAUGAGUUUAGUAAGCACUGCACGACGAAUCUGGGACAUGAGGACAAUGUAGAACUGGAUGAGGAUAUCGACCCGAAUGACGAGGGGCUAGAAGCCUCGUCGCUUAACGAACCCGAGGCAUUGAAAAUGGUCAAAAGAGAAGAAGAUAUGGAGGAAGCUGGCAGAAUGAUCCCUACUUGGACGCCAGAUCGCAACAUUCAUAACCAGAUAUUCGAGGCGGUUGACAAGGCAGGAACGCCUGGAAUUACCAACAUUGACAUCAUCAGAACGUGCUUUGGAGGCUUCUUUCGCCGACCACUGGAAAAUGCGCUGGGCCGCCUGGUCGCAUGCUGGCAGCUGUCCCAACCGCUACACCUACGCCAUCUGGCCAUCGUACGAGACACAGCCCUCCGCCGAACCAUCACUCACUAUGUCCACUACUCCGCAAACAAUUUCCGCAAACUUGUCGAUGCGGAAAAGUCGACGUGGGAGGCUGUCGAAUAUAAGCCCAAAAGCACGAAAGGGGCAGACCUCCGAGUACCGCCAGUCGAUGCAUCACCUGAACUUGAUGAGUAUGGCUUCUCAAUUGACAUUCCUCGGAAGGAACUGUUGAGACACGGGAAUGCUACUCUCUUGGAAUGCAUGCUCAGCGCUAAGCCGUCAGACUAUAGCUGCACCUCUACUGACCUCAAGGCGAUGCAGAUAGACGGCGAUACGUAUGGAAUCCACUAUGGACAGAAGUAUUUGGAAGUGUCGCACCCAGACAAAUUGCUUACACCGAAGAGGCCGAGAGCUACACGUCGCGACAAGGAUGUUGAUAUGGAAGAUAGUUCCGCAAAGGUGGUUUCGGUAACUCGGCCCGCGAGAAAGAAAAGGGAAGAUGCCAGCCGUUUUAUCGGAAUGUCUGAAAAGGAGAAACUUGAAGCACUUGGACUGGAUGAGACAUGGACCGAAUACAGCGUGUUGCUCAUAGAGCGGUCUCAACCAGGUGUAUAUGUCACUCCUCGUGGGCGGCGGAGACCCGCUGGAAAGCGACAGGGUCGUCCGAGGAUCAGCCGUAUUGCCGUUUUCAGAUCGCCAAAGUUGGGAUCAUUCCCAUGGUUUGUCAAAGAGAGGAAGGAUGGAGAAGAUGAAGAUGAAGAUGCCGCAGAGACCCGCCAAUCUUCGCGAAGCGAAAGCGUCGAUUCAACAUCUGGAACAACGCCGGCGGUCGUGCCCGAGGACCAGCCACUUGCGCAUGUCGAUGGGCCGACAGAAACACCAAACAGAGGAACCAGAGCAAACCUGCGGCGCCGUGCUUCGUUCAAUGAGGAGCUAGAAUUAGGAUCCGGCAGAUCUUACAAGCAACGGCGUCUCAACGGGACUACUGCAGCCUCGCCUACUCUCAAUGCGACUUCCGACAAACUGGCCGAGAAGCGGGGCGAGCAUGAGGAGCAAGAUGAAAGUACGCCAGCGAGACGAUCAAAGCGGCGAAGAGUAGAGUCUCCGGUACGCGACACAUCAAUGACACCUAUCGAUAAGGCGAACAGACCGGAAGAAAGCCCUGGAAGAACACCAUCGAAAGAGACAAGUCAGGGCCAGAAGUCUCGCGAGUCGGCUCCUGCUACCGAUGGCCAGCCACAAGGAUUAAAUGGAGCGGCUAUUGCUGGCGAUAAACCAAGCGAGAAUGCCACCAAUACUGUCCCUACAAAUGGUGUUCAGCCAGAGACUCCCCCGGCAGAUGUCCGUUCCCAUGAAUCUCCUGCUGCAGAAAAAAGGCCUGUCACCUCGCAAGCUGCGGAAGAGGCGCCACUCGGGAAAAUACCAGAGAAAGGCGGAUCGGUUAAUGUGCUGCGCAGAAAGAUUAUCCUAGAUAUUCUACAGCAGGCUGGAGGUGUAUUCCCAAUGGGCUCUGAGCUGUGGUGCCCAUUCACUCUUGCGUGGAACAAGUUGAACUACAAAGGGAAGCCUGAUCUCAGGACUAUCAAGAAAACUGUCAAACACAUGGUCGACGCUGGUAAAUUACGUCAACAUACUUUUAGCGGCAGAGACAGCAAAGGGGUCAUGGUGACAAAAUCCAUAAUCAGCAAAACGGACUUGCAACCGGAUGCUCCUAUCAUGAAAGAUUUGCAGAGAAAAAUGUUGGCCGCAGACCCCCGACGACCCUACAUCCCAGAGGGUGUCGAAUUUGAUCGGGAAAUGUCCAGGAACGGUCACGGUCGAAGGUCUACGCAGAGCAAUGAUCCUGGGCUGCUGCCUCGUCGCCCUCCUAUUGAGCAGGGGAUCACCGUACAACUACAUCAGAAGCCCGGGUUUGUCUUGGCUGCAGAAAGGAGAAAAGGUCUGAACAUCGAGCGACGACUGUUUAGAAGACUUGCGAUUGGAAGGGAUACUGGGCGAAAACCGCCGCGACUAAUGAAAAUCAGUCGCCGCUCAACCGAAGACUCCCUGCAGAGUCUGACGUCUAUUACCAGACCAGAAAUGACUCAAACCGAUGGCGAUGCUGCGGUAUAUCCCCAGCGACGACGUCGAACCGCGACCUCCUCUCAUGCACCACUACCACCGGGCGGUUCGAUUCCUCGUCGCAGAAUGGCGGGUCGUCUCAGCAUCCCCUUAUCCGCUAUGGCUCCCUACGCUAUGGUUAUGAAUCCAAAACAGACCUACCAUGCAGGGUCUGGGACCUAUGCUACUCAUGCCGGGAUUAUUUCUUUACAGAUUCCCAAGAAUUGGGAUAUCCAGUCUAAACAGCCUGAAGUCAGGGACGAAAAUGAGCAUGAAUCCGACAAAGAGCCGGAAUCGGAAUUUGAACUCGAACUCGACCAAGGACCUGUUCUGCCCAAGUCUCUUGAUGAUAUAUUCAACAUGACACGGCGCCGCGUUAUGGAUUAUACCGACAAGGAAGACCCUCGUUCGAGAAGAUUCUUCCUCGACAACAGGGUCAUUCUGAGAUGGGAGCUGCAAAACGAAGACCUGCUCCGGAAUCAAACUACCGAGGAUCUGCGGUACAUCAACCAAACCGUGUCAGAUCUUUUCAGUACACCAAUCCAGGGCAAUAUACGAUUCGAUAAUGACGAGCCUAAACCUCCAGCUCGGCCGCCACCGGAACCGAAAACGACCAGGCAAGCAGCGCGUCGCGUGUUGCCUGCUGGGCCUGCCAUGUCGCCUCCCAAUCGUCAGGAGAGGGAGCUGCCUCGGGCUUAUAAAUGGCGCAAAUAUGAUUAUGUGCCACAGAACCGACGCUUGAAUAAGUUAUUGCAGGGCGAAGCCACUGCUUCAGCAGCCUCUGCAUCACACUCAUCGCCUCCAUCUCGAACAAUUCGUCGGAAUCGGGUUGCCAAUCAAUUGCCUGAGGUGCUGGUGCAGAAGAUCAUGACCGCAAUCGUCGUAAUUCGCACACUGGCUAGCGGCCAUGAUGCACGGCUCAUUGACUGGAAUAUUUUUUCAUAUUGCUUUCCUGACCAGGACCCAGCCUACAUCCAGGAGCGAGCAAGGGUGAUUCUCAACCGGAUGCGACUUCCGAUAGCCAAAAUGCAAAGUGAUUUCCAGGAGCUAUACCUGGAUGCUUACGAGCACGGCCGGGUACCCCCAAUCAACUACGAUGAUCUCGAGAACUAUGACUGGGAAUGGAUCGUUGACUGGGCGGCCGAACAGCUGGAAGUGCCUCGGUCCGAAAAGCUCCCAUAUCUUCCCGCCACGCGCGAAGAAUUCGACGGUUUGUUCGAUAUACGGGAAGAGGCCCCCCCUUCGUUGGACGACAUCUACCAGACCAGUUACUCCGUUACCGUCCAGCGUCGACGCACGCUCUGCGCUGGAAUAUCUUUUGCGAUCCCCGUAGCCAACAAGCCAGCUCAGAUGACUGCUCGGCAGGCCGAGCUUGCUCGUCUUGACGUGGCUAAAUCAUGGGUUCGCGCCAACGUUAUCACCCCCGAGGAGGCGUACAACGCUGCGACUGCACGACACAUUCUCAGUCAACUGGGCGAGAAACUCGUCGACCAGGCCUUACAGUCGCUCAUCACGGAACGGGUGCUCUGCACGGGCAACAAGGGCCGAGUCAUCCCAGGUCGCAACUACGACGUCACCGAGCACUUUUUACAUUCCCUCGGACGCAAACGCGCCAUCGAGGCGACUGAACUGAGACGCGCCGCCCAAUUCAAGACCGAGAUUCUGGACCCGGUGCUUCAAAAGCAAGGCGUAUUUGAUGUCUCUUACAGCGCCGAAGACGGUGAUAUUCUCGCACUGAUCAACCUCUACGUUACAGGCAGAGUUAUGCUGCAGCCCCGAGACCCGCCUCGCGACAAAUACGGCCUUACGGAUGGCGGAUAUCUGACGCGGCUGAUCGAUAAGCAGAAGCUGCGGUUCCCUGUCGAAGUCCGUCCGGUCAAGGGCAAAUACAUAUAUGGAGAUCCGAUCGAGGAAGCUAGGUCCAAGACACCAGCACCACAGCUGCCCGUGACUGACUUCGACACGCCGAACCCCGUGUUCCAGAAGGUUCCUCUGUGGUAUGACAUCCAUGGCAACUUCGUCGCUAAGCUGUGGGAGUUGGCGCUGGCGGCUGUGGUGGGAUGUGUUGCCACAAGACCUGGGAUCAGCGCGUCCGGUAUCGCUAGCAUGAUGAAACCGAGCCUAGGAGCCUGGGAGAUUGAAUUGAUAUUGGAGUGGAUGUGUCAGAACGCUCUGUGUAGUUUCGAGGCGAUUCUAACAAACGAACAAAAGAACGAGUACCACGCUAGCGCAAAAGUCCCAGAUGCCGCCAGUGUCAUUCAAUUUGUGGCACAGAUCGAUGCGAGUAACGGCAAAACGUCGAGAAGAUGCGUGGCACCUCGGCUGUGUACUCUGCUCGAAGCAACCCAGCAGUUCAGCGGCAUCGUCGAUACAUUCGUGAGCUCUAAUCCAACAAUCGCUGCUCUCGUUUGGGGCGGUGUCAAGACAGCCAUUCUCACAGCGAAUAAUGUUGCCUCCUACUUCGAUAAAGUCACAACUAUGAUUAUGGCGAUCGGCAAGACCUGUCCGACAUAUCAACAAUUUGGUCCCCUCUAUCCUGGAUGUGUCGAUCUACAACGCGUGCUUUGUGACUACUAUGCUAUUAUUAUUCGGCUUUGCACAAGAGUCAUUGAAAUAACGCGGCGCCCAGCAUGGACCCAGACAGUGGCCUCUAUAUUUUCUCCCUUCGAAUUCGAGUUCAAACCGUUCCUUGAUGACCUCGAGGAUACCACGAAAAACAUCCGGUUGCAGAUACUCCUGGAGUCACAGAAAGCCGAUAGGGACAGUAGAAUAAUACAGGAGCAUGAGUCUCAAGAGAACGCAAAGUUUCGCCCUUUCUCAAUCGACUUUUACAAGAGAUCCAUGAAGCACCACGCGGAAGAACGCGAGUGGCGCAUGAAUAUGAUGAAGAGGGAUGCGGCCAAAUUGAGGUCGAGUAUCCGAGACAAUCUCUCCACUAUCAACCAUGUCAAACCUUGGAAACAGGCUUUUCGACAGCGCAUUCCGGAUACUGCGGAAUGGUUGCUGAAAGAGACCACCUUUUGUGAAUGGAGAGACAGUUCGCAGAGUGCUUUUCUCUGGUGUUCCGGUACGAUGGGUGUGGGCAAAACAGUGUUGGCGUCGAACGUCGUCGCCCAUCUUCACGCAUCCCAAGAAGCAAAUCAAGUCAUUUCGUACUACUUCUGUCGGUCAGACAUCGAGGAUUCUUUGUCAACGAGAAACAUUCUCGGAAGCCUGGCCCGCCAAAUGCUAGAUUCCCAGAUUGAGCGUGCUGAAGAUGGGGCUCUCCGAGCGUUGCUUCAGCAGAGUGAGAACAUUGACACACCUGAGGUCAUCGAGUUCUUAAUAAAGCACCUCGGUCGCGACAAGAAAAAAUAUAUUAUCCUUGACGGAUUGGACGAGUGCGACAGCAAAGUGAUUCGCGAGGUAGCUGGGGCUAUGGCCCAAUUGUGCAAAGAAUUUGUCUCCAAUGUCAAGAUUCUUUGGGCAGGCCGUCCUGAUACAGAAAGGCAAUUUCCUACAGAAAUAGCGCCUCAUUUCAAAAUCUUGAUGGCAGAAUCGAAAGUCAAACCUGACAUCGAUCUCUGCAUAGACACAGCUCUAAGUCGUUGCUUGGAGACGAACAAGCUGAAGCUGGGCGAUCCACGCCUGAUACUUGAAAUAUCCAACACACUGCGAGAUAAAUCGAAUGGGAUGUUCCUUUGGACGUGCCUUUGUAUCGAGGAGCUUUGUGACCAGAAUAGUGACGAUGCCAUCUUAGAAGCACUGACACAUCUGCCCCAAACACUGUCUGAGAUAUUUGACCGAAAGCUUCGCCGCGCUCGUGAGAAAGCAACAGCCGAUAUCAUCACCAAGCUGCUGCAGUUCUGUGGCGUGGUGAAACGACCUUUGACACUGAUGGAGUACCAAGAGUUCCUGAGUCUAGCACCCAAGCAAAAAAGUCUGAACACUCGAGCUUUUUCAAAUGACAUGGAUCGUCUUGUCAAUGACUGCUGUGGUCUAGUGUCUGUCGACGAGGAAGAGAGCACAGUGCACUAUAUUCAUCACAGUGUCAAGCAACAUUUGUUCCCCAAUAAGCCAUGCGCGGCAGGAUUUGACUGGGAAAGUCUUGAACUCACCCUCGGCCUGCUUUGUAUGACAUACCUUAAUUUCGACAACUUCAAAGGUCAGCUUACCAAGUACAAAAAGGGGUCCAGUACACACCUCAAACCUUUUCAACUGGGCGCCCAACCUGUCUAUCAAUCGAACAGUGUGUCUAACCACAUGGCGCAAAAGCUCUUGUCCUACUCUCACCGGCUGCAGCGAUUUAACUCCGUGGAGCUUGAGAAGAAAUCCGAAGAGAUAUUCACGAAUGCAGGAAUUUCGCUCCAACAGGCAGAGACUCAAAAGACAGCGUUUCAGUUCCUUGACUAUGCCAAAUACUUUUGGUUCCAACACCUGAGUGAUAUCGACCCAGAGACCCACCAAGAAACAUGGAUAUUAUUUUGUCAGUGUGUAGAGAGACUCGAAAUCCCUGCGGAUAGGCCCUGGGAGGCAGAAACAAAAACCUACUAUGAGGAGGUUAGAAUGCCGAAGGAGUUCCAGUGGUCCCUAGCUGAGGGGCACUUUUCCCUAUUCUUGUGUCUCGCAGAACGUCAUUCUCACCUUUUGACUGACUUGUUCAAGCACGAGGCUCUGCUCUGUGUUACACCGCAAGAUCGUUAUGGUCUUACAAGAGCACUUCUUCAACUCGAAAAUAACACAGACAACAUCUUGAACCAUGCAUUGUUCUUUGCCGCUCAAGAUGGAUGCGAAGACUCUGUGGCAUCCCUACUACAAGCAGGGGCCGAUACCAGCACGGAAUGUAUUGUUCCAGAAGCUCCAAACUUCAGGAGAGAAUUUCUUCGUCGACUUCCCAUUAUCACAGACCCGGGGCGUGAUCCCAACCAGUUUGUGUAUUACGAAUGCCCGCUUGUGGCAUCUGCAGAAGGAGGCCAUACGAGAGUAGUUGAGAUGCUGAUAGAAGCAAAGGCUGAUGUCAAUGCCCAAACAGUCGGAUGUACCGCAUUGUGUAGGGCCGCAAAAGGCGGGCACAAGGAGGUGGUUGAGAGAUUGAUAGAAGCAGGGGCCGAUGUCAAUGUUAAAUGGGACGGUCAGACAGCACUGUGGCUAGCGGUACAAAAUGACCAUCUUGAGACGGUUGAGACGCUUCUAGGAGCAGGGGCAGAUGUCAAUGUCGUAUCCUUAGCCGGCUGGACAGCACUGAAAUGGGCAAUAACAAUGAAAAAUGUCCCGAUGGUUGAGAGACUUGUACAAGCAGGGGCGGAUUUUAGUUUUGAACUACCCAGCAGUGGGACGGUACCGUCUAAUGGGCUAGAUAAGACAGAAGUUGCAAUGGUUAAAAUACUCCAGCAAGCGGAGGGCGAUCUUUGCGCUGAGUCGUCGCCUAGUCGGGCAGAACUAUUAAGGGCGAUAAAAGAAUAG